Messenger RNA from Adineta steineri, 1164 nucleotides. The record is from the annotation of a GenBank genome assembly. NCBI's taxonomy places the organism in Eukaryota, Metazoa, Rotifera, Eurotatoria, Adinetida, Adinetidae.
AUGAAAAAUAAAAAGAUUACAUAUACUUUAGAAUCAAACAAAAAACCAGCUGAUAAUACGGAUAAACCAAAAAGUGAUGAUGAAGAUGAUGCUACUAUGCUACAACAAUUAAUGAGUCAAUUUUCGGGUUUAUUUGGUUCGCUAAAAUCAUCUGAUGAGCCGGCAGCUAAAGAUCCUGUUUUAACAGCAUUUGAUUUGAAAACCGCAGCUGAAUAUAUGAGUAAAUGUUCAAAUAUUGUUGUAAUGGCUGGCGCUGGUAUAUCAACAAGUGCUGGUAUACCUGAUUUUCGUUCACCAGAAACUGGACUUUAUUCUCAAUUAGAAAAAUAUAAUUUACCAUUUCCAGAAGCCGUUUUUCAUUUGGAUUUCUUUCGAACAAAUCCUAAACCAUUCUUUUUACUUGCUAAAGAACUUUAUCCACAAAAAUUUACUCCAACACCAACGCAUUAUUUCCUUCGAUUAUUAGAUGAAAAAAAUAAAUUAUUAAGAAUAUUUACACAAAAUAUUGAUUCAUUGGAACGUGUUGCUGGUGUACCGACAGACAAAAUUGUUGAAGCACAUGGAACAUUCUUUACAUCACAUUGUUUAAAUUGUCGAAAAGAAUAUGAUUUAGAAUUUGUUAAAGAAAUUAUAUUUAAAGAUGAAAUUCCACGUUGUAAAGAAUGCGAUGGAAUUAUUAAGCCAGAUAUUGUCUUUUUUGGAGAAGGCCUUCCUCGACGAUUUCAUGAAUGUAUAAAUAGCGAUUUUGAUAAAGCUGAUUUUUUGAUUAUUAUUGGUACAUCAUUACAAGUUGCACCAUUUAAUCGUCUUCAAACAUUUGUUGAUAAAGAUUGUCCACGUCUUCUUAUUAAUAGAGAACCUGUUGGUAAAUCAAAAUCACCAAUGGAUGCAAUAAAUGCAUCUGGUUCAUUAUUAUAUGGCACGAAAGCAAAUCGUCGUGAUGUAUUUCAUCAAAGUACAUGUGAUGAAGGUGUUACUGAACUAGUAAAAUUACUUGGUUGGGAGGACGAUUUUAAUAAAUUACUCGAGUCCGAAGGUACAUCGUUAGAAAAAGCUAAAGAACAUCUAUCAACUGCACCGAAUGAAACAGGAGAAAAUGCAGAUCGCUUAGCUGAACAAAUUGCUAAAGCAGCAUUAAAUGAUGAUGAAACAAAAAAAGAAUAA